AUGCCAUUCGUCCAAGCCAACAGCCACCGCCUCAACUACGCAGACUCCCACCCCGCAGGCCCGCCAACCCCAACCGGACUAACCUUCAUCUUCGUCCACGGCCUAGGCUCCUCGCAAAACUACUACUAUCCCGUAAUCCCACAUCUGACAGACUCCCACCGCUGCAUCACAAUCGACACAUACGGCGCCGCCCGCUCCCCCUACACCAAUGGCGCAGUCUCAAUCCCGGACAUCGCAGAGGAUGUCAUCGGCGUGCUGGAUACACUAAGAGUCCGCAAGGCCGUGGCCGUCGGCCAUUCUAUGGGCGGGAUUGUGGUCACAGAGCUGGGCGCGCGGUAUCCGGAUCGUAUGCAGGGCAUUGUGGCUAUUGGCCCCACGCAUCCGUCGGAUAUGUUGGUUACGGUUAUGAAUAAGAGAUCGGAGACUGUUCUCGAAUCCGGAAUGGAAUCAAUGGCCAAUACGAUCCCCUUCGGAGCAGUUGGCUCGCGCAGCACCCCGCUCCAGAAGGCUUUCAUUCGGGAAUUGAUCUCCGGCCAGGAUCCUAAGGGGUAUGCGGCGCUUUGUCGGGCUAUUGCUAGUGCGAAGCCUGCUGAUUAUGCGGCUGUUAAGGCGCCUUUCUUGCUUAUUGCGGGCGAGGAGGAUAAAUCUGCUUCUAUGGAGGGAUGUCGGCAUAUCUUUGAUCGGGUUUCUAGUGUGAAGAAGUCUUUGGAGGUUUUGAAGGGGGUUGGUCAUUGGCAUUGUAUUGAGGCUGCUGAUGAGGUUGGCGCUUUGAUUGCUAAGUUUGCGGCGGUUGCGAGGACUUGA
Messenger RNA from Penicillium arizonense, 804 nucleotides. RefSeq names its product alpha/beta fold hydrolase. The coding region runs from base 1 to 804 and encodes 267 amino acids. NCBI's taxonomy places the organism in Eukaryota, Fungi, Ascomycota, Eurotiomycetes, Eurotiales, Aspergillaceae. The transcript is spliced from 2 exons. The record is from RefSeq and is a predicted model, not a curated record.